UGACAGGUUGAAGGUUUGGGGGGUAGGAGGAACAAAGAAAGGCGUGUAAGUCCAUUAUUUACAGUCAGUUGCCCCGCAUACAUAUUCGCGUCGCGUGGGGAAGGGGAGCAGGAGGAGGAAGAGGUUCGAUGUUCAGUUCCCUCCGUUUUGGCAGCUAGGCACGGUGGGCAUUGGGCGCUGUCCUGGUUUCGCGGCCGGUGCUGAAGGCGGGAGCGGGCUCCGGCUGGGAGCCGUGGGCCGGAGCCGUGGGCGCUGAGAGCGCUGUCCCCGCUCCCGGCCGGCGCCGCGCAGGCAGCUGAGGGGCACGGCAGCCCGGCCGGGGCUCUCCUUGCAACCGCGGGAACGUCUCUUUAAAGGGGCCAGGAGCCGCUUCGUCGGCCUGUCCGAAGCGCACCCUUUAAGCCUUUAGGAGAGGGCGCUUCGGCCGUGCCUCGGCGGCGGGACGGGACAGGGUGCCGGCCGCCUCCCCGCGCUGCCGGGUCGUGCCGGGCGUGCGGCGGGAGUCUCCCGGCUCCAUGUUCAUAUUUGGCGUUGGCCGCCGGUGCCCAGGAAUUUCCCGUCAUGCUCCCCGGGCGGCGGGCCCGUCACUGCGCUCCCGCGGGGCGGGGGGGCCGGGGCCGCUCGCUCGCUCCCUCGGGCCGCUCCCAUGCGCGCUGCGCCGCCGCCGCUGCUCCCCGCGCUCUGCCUGGCGCUGGCGGCCGCCGCAGGAGCCGCAGCUCUUGCCCCUGUUCUUUGCCUCUGGUUUUGUUGGUGAGGAUAUCACAGUGAUGUCUGCAUUCAACCUGCUGCAUUUGGUGACAAAGAGCCAGCCAGUGGCCCUGCGAGCCUGUGGGCUUCCCUCAGGGUCAUGUAGGGAUAAAAAGGACUGUAAGGUGGUCUUUUCCCAGGAGGAGCUGAGGAAGCGGCUGACACCCCUGCAGUACCAUGUCACUCAGGAGAAGGGGACUGAAAGUGCCUUUGAGGGGGAAUACACACACCAUAAAGCUCAAGGAAUAUACAAAUGUGUUGUUUGUGGAACUCCUUUAUUCAAGUCAGAAACAAAGUUUGACUCCAAUUCAGGUUGGCCUUCUUUUUAUGAUGUGAUCAGUCCUGAUGCAAUUGCUUUCAACGAUGAUUUCUCCUAUGGGAUGCAUCGAAUUGAAAUAUCCUGCAGUCAGUGUGGUGCUCACCUGGGGCAUAUUUUUGAUGAUGGACCUCGCCCAACUGGCAAACGGUACUGCACAAACUCUGCUUCGUUAUCUUUCAAGCCAGCAGACAAGAACAACGCUGGAGAAGGCAGCGGUAAUGCCAGUCCUGCCCAAACAGGCAAAGCUGAGCUGUAGGAUGAAGCAGAGCCUACGGAAAACUGUUGAUCCCAUACAUCUUACAAGGAAUGUUUUCUAGUUUUCAAGUUGCCUGCUCUCUUAUAUCCUAAGAAUGUUCAAAUCUAUGAAAGCAUUUUGCACCAUCCUUCCUCUUCCUCACCUUUUCAGAACUGAGGCCUUGCCUGCCAGUGCAUUUACUGUAUAAUUGGAUUGAAAAAUGUAUUGACUGAGUCCACAGGUUUUCUUUUUUAUUCUCUUUGAGAUUGCUUUGGGGAAUCUUUAAAUUGAGAGGCUUUGACAUCAUUAGUUAUUAGUUUCUUCUUAACACUAUGUUACUCUAGGUUUACACACUAUUCCUUUUUGUGUGGGAAAUGGGACUUGCGUUUAUCUCCAGUCUAUAGGAAACUUCUGGGCAUAAGAAAAUCCUGAAUUCCUAGCACAUCUCUGCUUUGUUCUGACAUGUGAGGCAUGCAGCCUUUGGUCAUAUGUAUUCAACCAUCUCCCAGCAUCAGCCACACCUUGCAAAAACUUGUAGUUAUGUCUGUUCCUUCCCAACUGAAAGAGAUGGAUGAGAUGUUAAAACCAUCCUUUGGCUAAUUUACUGCCAAAAUUUCAAGGGUGUGGUUGAGAGGAUAUAUAUUGUCUCAGCAUCUGUGUUUCCCCUUUGUUUAGUAUUUAAAUCAAGGUUUUAUCUAGUAAGGCUCACUUUUGCAGGUUACUAAUGAGGCUUUGUCUGUUUUCGAGGCCUGUUCAACAAGAGUAACGCAAAUCUGAAUUAAAGUUGAAAUCCGCAGGGGGUAAUUAUAUGGGCAAGUGCAGAGAUAAUCUUGCAAAGUGAAGUAGAUGAAGGAUGACACUAGGCUCUUUAUCUUGUCAGUUGCUGCAAGGAUUCAGAAACAUGACAGUUUCUGCUAGAGAGAAGUUUAGGAAUGAAAUGAAGUAGAAGGAGGGAGACCCUCCUGACAUAUGCAGUUUUAAAGAUUAUCUGGUCUGGAUGCAUACUGCAUACAAGAUUCAAUCUUUAAUUUGUGCAAUUGAAAUGUAGGACAUGAGUGACAGUGUUGGUGUAAGAAAUUAACUCAAAAAAAAGCCUGUCUCAGUUCCAGAAAUUUUCAUGUAGCAAAAUUCACUGUCCCAUAAGAUGUUUUUCACAGCUACUUUUUGAUUCUGUUGAAUAACACUUAGAAUUGUGCAUAAUACUGUUCUUUAAGUUAAACUAUACAGUAUUUGCUAACGCCACUUUGCCUUUAAACACUGAGUGACUUAAUGAAUACGGUAUUUACUUCUACUAGCAAACUUUGUGACUAGCAUGUUUGGAUCCAAUUUUAUUUUUAGUAGGAACAAAGCAACCACUGAUUUUUAUGGAAGCAGGAUUGAGGUUUUUAUGUCAGUGAUAAUAAACAUAUUAUCUAAAGUUCAAACACCCUUCAGUUGAAAUAUAGCUACUGUGAAAGCAUAUGGAAUGGUCAUAAUUGCCUUUUUUUAAACAACAUUAGAAAGACAUGAAAAAGACAUACUGUGUCGUUCUAAUUAGGAACGGCGGGAAGAACGACACGGACUCUCAAAGGAGUCAGAACAGGAGAGAAUCUCUAGUUUAUUGUUACAGCCAUGUUAUAUAGACUAGUUCGUGAUGAGUACAGAAAGGAAACUCUUAUUGGUUAGUAAAGUGCUACAUUACCAUCAUUGGUCAGUGGGGUUCACCACCCCCUGACUUUCUCCUGCAAGGAAAACACGGGAAAAGACAAACAGCACCUGCAGGCUGUUUUCUGUCUUUGAGGAUUGUUUUGAAUCCUCCCAUGAAAUUCCCAGGCUAGCUUCUCAGGCAGGGCUGGCAGGCCAUGGGGCCUGCAGCUUGCUCUAAAGCUAGCCUCCACAAUACUGCACCUUAACAUUUAAUAGAUGCAAAUAAGGAUGAUAAGUAUUUACAGCUAAAACACUUGGGCUCUGCUGCAGUGAGCAUCUUCUCAUGUGAGUAUUCCCCCAGAUGUCAUGCAAGGAAUUGCUCUUUAGCUGCAGGAAAGGUUGUGCAGAUUGACCUUUGGUGUUUCAAGACAGCCGAGUUUUUCCUAGUGUUGUUAGGUUUUAGCAAUUUCUUCUAGAAGGGCUGCUUUUAUCCUUUGCUGUUAUUUAAAGAAUAGAAGGUUUUCUCUACCACAUUUUCUGACAUAAACAUUAAAAAGGCAGCAUCUAUAAAAAUGUGGUACAUAAAUGUGGUUUAAUUCCAGAUUGCUCUUCGAUUUAAGUAUUAUCAAAUUUCAGUAUAUUCCUGCCUUAUGUUAAAGAAAUAUAUUAGUUAAGCUUCAGAACACAGUAAUGUAUGCUGUCCUACUGAAGAUUUAUUUUUGCAGGAUAUGGGAUGCAAUGAAAUGAAUCAAUAUGGUGAGGUGUAUGUGAUCUCUGGGAGUCAGAUCAUUUGAUAUAGGAAAUGCAUUGUUCUUGUGCCCAAGCUAUACCACAGCACAGUGCAAGGUAA
This is a messenger RNA of Poecile atricapillus (Black-capped chickadee), 3777 nucleotides long. Its product is annotated as methionine-R-sulfoxide reductase B3, mitochondrial-like. Gene Ontology annotation, molecular function: peptide-methionine (R)-S-oxide reductase activity. The record is from RefSeq and is a predicted model, not a curated record. Gene Ontology annotation, biological process: protein repair; response to oxidative stress. Lineage: Eukaryota; Metazoa; Chordata; Aves; Passeriformes; Paridae. The coding region runs from base 516 to 1322 and encodes 268 amino acids. Gene Ontology annotation, cellular component: cytoplasm. The transcript has 7 exons.